Molecule: messenger RNA, 7281 nt
Organism: Engraulis encrasicolus (European anchovy)
Lineage: Eukaryota; Metazoa; Chordata; Actinopteri; Clupeiformes; Engraulidae
Product: P2R1A-PPP2R2A-interacting phosphatase regulator 1
Exons: 9
Coding region: 1223-1900 (225 amino acids)
Molecular function (GO): protein serine/threonine phosphatase inhibitor activity
Source: RefSeq, a predicted model, not a curated record
GUCAGUGUCUCAUGUCAACCUUGGAAAGUUAACUUUUGAACUCAAGUUUAUUGACCCACAUUAACUCAGUGAGGGCUAAAGUGAAAGUACAUCUGCCAAAAUGUCAUUUCAGAAGACUUAAAACAAUUGUUAUUGAAAAUAAUAAGUCCAACUGGUAGCUUGCUUCUAACUAGGCCUAGUUCAUGGAAAGACAAGGGGGGCUUGGGGGCCCUUGUCCUUUGGAUUUUCACGUAGAAGUUUGAAAAGUAGUACCUUCUUUCGCCUGUGCGAGGCGUUGUUGCAUGUGUGACUAGUCACCACUAUUUCGUUGCGAACUAUGUCGAUAGAUUUUCUUUUCUUUAUAAGAUUUCGAUGCAACCCAUGGACCAUGUGAAAUAUGACUAGCUGGCUUCGAGAAGAAACCCUCUGGGUUCGGAUGACAUUACUGACACCUACUUAAAGACCUUAUCACGGAACAUUUCUGAAGGACAGUAUGUAAUAUUGCAGCACUUUAUAAAACUGGUAACUUCAAGAUUCGCUUGCUCAGUAAAUCCGGAGUACUUCUUGGAAGUAGCGCAAAUAAGACUGUUGGAAUUUUGGGAUGUGUUGUGUCCGUGCUGUGGAGGUGCGCAGCUGUUCGGCUGUCUUUCCUAAACAACUGAUAAUUGUUGUUGACUAGCAAUACUGAGCUAGCUGGGAAGGUAACGCUGACGGACUGGGUUCAGAAACCACAAGUUAAAGUAAAUCAUCGCAAAGAAGAUUUUACCCGAAAGCAUUCAUUGAGCAUUGUCAUUUGCCAAACUUGACGUCGGUCGGUGAUAUGGCCAUUAAAAGACUUUUCCGAUGCGACAGGUCUUGCAGACAUGUAGUUUGCUAGCUCUGUUUAAGUCACCGUGAACUUGACGCAAACUGUCUGCCAGCUACAUAAACUUGCCUUGUGAUAAUGCUAGCUGGCUGAAAUUCAUCAAACACGGGCAAAACGGAAAUCUUAACUUUGAACCCAACGCUUGCAACUGGGCCCCAGGAGUCAGGUAGAGAUUUAUUUACUGAAGAAGAGAUAUGUUAUAAAACGGAAACUAAGGAGGGACUAUUUCCCAUUGAAUAAACGGCUGCAAGUUGCCCCGUACUCUAGGCGUGGGGCCUGCUGGUCAGGCUUCUGCCGGGUUUGAUUACAAAGUCAAGCCGAGUAGGCGCGUCUGGUCCUGGAAGCACUACCGCUUGCCCUCAGGCCCCAAGAUCUGAAAUGGAGAGAAUGGAAGUCGACCAGUGCGCAGGCGCAACUUGUGGAAGCGGAGGAGGGGCUCUCCGGAGGUCGAACAGUGCUCCUAUGAUCACCAGUGUCAGUGACGGCAUGACAGUGUUCAGCCCUACCUCCUCAGCCCGGUAUCGGAGGAGUAGUGUCUCAGUCAACCCCAGCUGCCCUCCGCGAGUCCUUUCUCUGUCGCAUCCCUUUUCGUCAGCCAAUGACAGGGCAGAGCACAAGCGACAGAAUGAGAAUAUGGAGCUGACACUCAGGGGCAGUCUGCAGAGACUAAGUGCCUCCCAGCCGGUCCCAGUGCCCACAGCAAGCCACUGGCAUGAUCACUUACCAGUGGGUUUCCACAAUCAAGACAGUGGGGCGACUCCCAACUCUUCCCCUAGUCCAAUUAGACGCUUCAGAGGCGGUUCAGUCAGCUCAGCCGUGAGGUGGCCUGCUCUGACUCCACUGAAGAGAAAAGGAGGUGUGGAAUCAGACGGACCCCCAAAGAAGCUAUUUGUUGCCGGAGUAACCGAACCAGCUCAUGUAACAAGUUAUACAGUCAGUGUUUCCCAGGGAGACGAAUCGUCCACGGGAGGGCAUCCUGUCUGUACAGGUCCCCAGAACAGCCCCAUAUCCCUGUCUCCGCCGCCUCCCUUCUCCCCCCAUCACCCCAGCCACUAGCGGUUCCAGGCAUCCAGGAACAGACAGCAUGCGUGGACCUGCAGCAGGGUAUUUGGGGUCACCGGAGCAACACGCUGACCUGGUGUUAGCGCUGUUAUCUCUGCUCACAUCAGUUAAAACAGAGUUCUGGCAAUCAGUGUUCUCUCUACACCAUCACAGUCUUUCCAUUCAGGACAACAACACUGUUAAACUUCUAAAAGCUGUAUAUAAUGGACACACUUAACGUUUUGAAGCAGCCUUUGUCGAAUCAGUAAUGUGCCUAUGAGAGAGAAAAGGAUGGUGUUUGUUGUGUAUGGCGAGAGUUUUAAGUGUUCCUACCUGGUUCUUCGGCACUGCACGUUGGGUAACCAAAAUACACUCUGACCAUGAUGUGAUACAGUUUGGACAUUGGGGUGGCGGUCAGGGUGCAUUAUGGUUGGCGUUCUGUGGUCCUAGGUUCAAAACCAUGGGGGGGAGAGAAAGACUGCUCCGCUCGGCCCCUUUGCUACAAUGAUUUAAAGUACAUGUUGAGUAUGUGACGAUAUCACAAACCACAAAAUUUGUCAAUGCAGUUACAUCCCAGGUGAUGUGAUGCAUUGAUGUAAUGUAGGGCCUGGCAUGGCACUUCAAAUACUUUUUUGUCUGGGAAUCCUAUGGUGAGAUUCAAGCUGAAUAGUGUCUACUAUUUGGAUAGCAAACUAGAAAUGAGCUGUUCUACUGGAUCCAUACCUCAACACUUUGGGUUGGGUGUUCAGUCGUGGGGUCUUUUCCACAUGCAAUAGUAUUAGAGAGGGAGGCCACUCACCGGUAAUAUAAAAAAUGUGUUCCUGUUUUUAUGAACCAGUUUUAUGAACCAGAGAGAGAGAAUACCCUCUGGUGCAGUGUCAAUAGCGUGGUCCAAAGUAGCCUACUGUUGCAUACAGUAGGUUUGCGUUCCAGGCCCAAUCCAAAAAAUAAGUGGAACACGAGACUUCUCUCACCUGAAUUAUUCCAGUUCCCAUAUGAAAUGAAAGAGCCCAAAUAACGUUUUUUUCCCCACCAUAUGUUAAAUUCAUGUUGACAUGUCACUAGUUGGGAUUGAGUGUGGAACUCAACAGUCCAGGACAGUGAGAGAGUGAUCAAUUGGAGAGGAAACGGCCGCUAUGCCUGUGCGUUCCUUUUAUACAUGUACAGUAUGUGAAUAUAUUUUAAAAAAAACAAUAAAUACACAUUCGAGCCAGGUCAAUGCCAAGCUCCUGGCCAAGUCUUUCAUAGUUGGGAAUGCCCCAGUCGUCGAACACAGUUGUAGACAUAUGUAACACGUUAGGGCUUUAAGGAGAGGGGUUACCCCAGGACAGGGUUUGAAAAGAGGUGUAAAUCCUGGGUUCAGAAAGGUAACAAAAAGCCCUGCCGUGAAUUUGAUCCAAUCUCAGCUGACUCAGCUGAUUGUAAUGAGUACUCAAGGCAGGUAGACCACCUCACUCAGUGAUGUCACUUGUGUAGGAGGGACAUUGGCAGGGUUUCUACUACUGAGCUGGGAUUUAGUUUUCACACAUCUGGUUUUGGUUAACUUGCCUCACAGUCAGGGAAUGCUGGGUACUCGAGAAGAUGGAAUCAGGGAUUAGAAAAGUGUAAAAUUUCUAUUUGCCUGGCUCUCUUGGUAUUAAGUGUUGCUUAGAGGAUCACACAUUGAAAAUAAUCACAGCGAGUUGCUCUUCCUUUCCCCCAUCUUGACUGUGGUGUAAAGUUGUAUUUAUAAUUCUUCGGUCCGCGCAUGACUCAUGUAAAAAUAACAAAUCGUAUCAUGCUGCUGACAGAAGAUUCAAAGACGUUCAGGAAUAACUGAAAUAGUGAUUGUUUUGUGUUCCUCUUGUAAAGACCGCAUUGAAUAUUCACAUUGAAGGAAAAGAUGUGAUUCUAUUUACAGAUACCUAGUUUUUGCUUCCACCUUUGACUAUUUGCACAGUAUUUGUUGUAUGAUCAAUAUUGCUGUUACAUGAGUGGGAUCAUAUUUACAGUUAUAUCCUUUAAUUUUUGUGUGUUUGUUUGUUUUCAUGUUCAGAUAAUGUUGACUUGAGCAUUGCGCCUCUAUUUCACUUUCUGUUGCUCUUUAAAGAGUGAAUUGUACAGAGUUAGACAUAUGUAUGUUAAACUUAACCCAAAAUCAAGACCAUAUACAAAAUUCUUUUAAAUGGCCUCAGAUGUGAAGAGUUGUUUAUGUCUAUUGGCACUGCUAGGGACAGCCAGAAGCACUAUAGAGAAAUUUGUUAACAAAUGCAGCUGUCAUAUUUUGGCAAAUAUACGUAGAGCACAGCAUUCCAUGCUUUUUGUCCAAAGCCUGCAAACUUUGCCCCAGCACAAACCAAACCUUAGAUUAAGUAACAAGACUGAAAGGAAUGUAAAUCACAGUGACAUAACAUACAGGUAUGUGUGAAUUCAAUUGUGUGUCUUAAUUGGAUGUUUAAAUGAUUACCCAUUCUGUGAAAACCCAAUGCAUUUAUCUUUACCACAACAAUGUCAAGAUGUAGAGAAAAUGCUGCCCUGCAAUAACUUAAAAGAAACUUUAGGACAUGGGUUUUUAAGAUGGAAAAGACAUGUUUCUUCUGUAAUACUGUCUUCUACUUUCACAUGCAACUCUGCUUAUUUGUCAUAGAAUUACAGAGUUUGAAAAGUACAAGGAACUAUUCAUUAACUAUGGGGUGUGAAGCUAAUAGUUUCAUUAGUGACUUGUGACUUGUACACACUUGAAGGUGCUGCAUCUGAUCAUUGUAGUGACUUCCUGCUAAUUCUUCCAAAAAAAGGAGUUGACCACCAUCCCAAAUACUAGUGUGGGUAUUUCUCUACAAGCCUACAAGCAUUGGGAUACAGAGGGGACACCGGCCCUCUGAGAGCGUUUGAGUACAGAACACACUGUGCUGGUGCAGUUCACUUCUUUUUAUUCCACAGUUAACAGAGUUACACUAUAUGGCUUCACACAACCAUUUAUCUCCAAAUAUUUAUAUGGUUUCACAGCUCAUCGACAGCAUGUGUGUGCAUGUGUACUGUAUGUCUAUAAAGGGUUCCUCGUGUGUCAACAGGAAGUCAAAAUGCGCAGAGGGUGCAAGUCAAUCUUUGUCCUCCUGUCCUUCCCUGUGUCUUCUUGCCUCUUGCCUCACUGUGUUCCCACUAGAGCAUGACACAGGAGUGGAUUUUCACUCCCAUACCAUCCCGGUCCCAGAAAAAAAAAUCCCAUCCCGGACUGGAGUAAAAUAAACAAAUCCCAUCCCGUCCACUCCUGAAAAGAGUCUCCCAAUCCUGCCCACUCCCACUCAAAAUCAACCCCACUCCCAUUUCGUCAAAAAAACGAGGCUUUUUUGGUUGUUUUUUAAAGAAAAAAUAAGCGGCAUUCCCGCUACCGUUCAUUUUUAUUCCCGCUCCUGCCUGCUCCCAUUCAUCUUUAUUCCCGCUCCUGCCCGCUCCAGUUCAUCUUUAAAAUUUUGACUCCCAUCCCGCACGGGAAUUCCUGAAAAAUAUCAUCCUCUAGUCCCCACCUCUGUGGCAAAAACCAUGAACUUCCCCCACUAUCAACAAGUGCAGAUUGAGUUUUGGGGGAUUUUGACCAUUCAGCAUCCCUGUUGCAAAUGAGAGAAUGGCCUUUGCUUUAUGUUUUUGCAAAAUGUUGAAUAAAAACUUCACAUCCUUCCUGACCUACCUGAAUAAAAACUUCAGUCAUUGAUGAGGUCGAGCCAGAGCCCACAGGAAAGGAUGAGAGGACACAGAUGACUUACACCCAGAGAGUCCUUUUUGCUGGCUUUAUCUUGAGUAUAUACGUACACAAGCGCACUGUGCUUUCAAAUACUGUCCGGAAAAUGUUUGCACAGCUCUGUAGAGUAUAGCUUAUGUAUAUGCUUUUAGAAGUAUUUCGACAUGUUUUCUCCUUCAAGUCAUUAGUAGGCCUAUGUCUUUUUUUGUCUGGUUGUCCACUUAAUUAGCAGUGCCUUCAUCAGCAGAAGUCCCCCAAAAAUGUUGCCAAAUAUAUGUACAUAUAUUUUUUCUCACUUUAACUUUGAAAAGGAAUAUACAUUUCUUGUUGUAAUGUUAUAUUUAAUUGUUUCUGAUUAUUUCUUGUGGUCAUUAUUAGUUUGUCGUUUUCUUUUCCCAUUUCUUUUUCUUUUGAAAUUGUCUUUUGAAUAAUGUUCAAGGUAUCCACCAACUGUAUGACCUUCAAUUGCUGGGGUGUAAAAGUGGAGAAACAGCGACAGUAGAGCUUUCUGGGUGCGUUUCUCGACAACGUUAUUGCUAACUAAGUUAGCAACUUACUUGGUUGCAAUGCAAUUUCCCAUUGGCAACCUAACUGGUUAGCAACAAUGCUUUUGAGAAACAGGGUCCAGAGCCAUGGGCUUUAAGUACCAGUGCUUGGUUAGUGUCUCGCUAUUCAGCAUCUCUUAUCUCUGGUGUUUUAUCGGCAACUCUCUAAUCUGUUUCCUGUUACUUUUGGUUAUGAAGAAAUGUGUUACUUCACUGGCACAUCAGAGAUUGCAGAGGAAAUACUGCAGACAUGGCAACUUUGUGUUGUACCAUUUUGACCCAUCAUCUGAAUGCUUUUGAGAAGAAGCAAAAACAAAAAAAAAAUUGCAGAUGUUAAAGGUUCAAAGGCAAUGGGGAAAGUGUGUGUCUGUGUGAAACUGUUGCUUCAGAAGAGCUAUUAUAGCUUCAGGAAUAGAAGGUCACUUGAGAAGAAGGACUGGACUUGUUUUGUUUUGUAUUUUUCUUUUACUUUAUUGGCGUUCACCACUGCCAGUGCCUCAUGUUUUGGCAGUUGAAUUUACUUUGUAAAUGCUUUCAAAAUUCAAGUCAUGAGAAAAGACUGUGUAUUUUUAUGAAGCUGUAAUAUACAAAGCUGAAGGCAAUGCAGAUACGUUCCAUUUCCUGACAUUUUUCUCAUGGUAUAGUUGACUGACAUGUAAAAAUGUCAAUUUUUUAUUGACAGAAAAGAAAGAAAGAAACAUGCUGCACACUUUUAUUAUAUAUAUUGUAUAUGAAUGCAAUCAUGAUAAUAAAAUUCUUAUCAUAUCAUGACUUUAACAAUAUGCAUGUGCUUCAUUUUCAAUGGAUUUCCUGCACAGCCUAUUCUACACAGCUCUCAAUGACACUUGACCUUGCUAGCGUUGUAGUAAACCCUGUGCUCCAACACUAUAGAGAGAGACUCCCACAGUGUACUGUACUGCAUACCACAUAUCACAAACCUGUUAGUCUGCUGAUCUGCAUUGUAUUACCUCCGCCAAGGAAGGAGGUUAUGUUUUCUGUCACGUCAGUUUCUUUGUCUGUCAAAAAGUUAUGCACUGAUUUUGAUGAAAUUUUGUGGAGUUGUUGGAAAUGACAAAGGAACAAGUCAUUGAAUUUUGGUGGAAUUAAAAAAAAAGAUUCUUCACCAUUUCAGUAUA